Messenger RNA from Chlorocebus sabaeus (green monkey), 1393 nucleotides. NCBI's taxonomy places the organism in Eukaryota, Metazoa, Chordata, Mammalia, Primates, Cercopithecidae. The record is from RefSeq and is a predicted model, not a curated record.
CUCUAGCCACGCCCCCUUCCGGACCAGGUGCCUCCCGGCUGCUGGCUCUAGCCCUUCCUCGCGUGGCCCCGCCCCCGCCCUCGCCCCCUGCCCAGGCCCGGCCCCUGCGGAGCCCAGAGACGCGCGGACGCAGGCUCGAGGCGUCUACCGAACCUCAGCCCACGACCUGCCCCUCUGGGAGGUGCGGGCCGCGGCCAGGCUCUGACCUCAACCUGGCACAGAGGCCCCGGCCCUCAGGCAAGAUUGUCCGGGGGAGUGGCUCUUGUGUCUUUAGACCUCUGUGCGGAUGACCUGGGAGGAAGGUCAGCCUUCCCUGCUGGAGGGGGCCCAGCAAAGCCUCAGCCCCUAGAAUGAGGGGCCUGCCACUGCCUGCCCAAGGACCCCACUCCUGGGGGCCAGAUGCUGAGAAGAGACACUGGGGGCCCAGCAGACCGGAGAGCUAACCCCAGUCCCACAGCCUGGUGAAGUCACAGCCUUGCCACCUGUCUUGAUCUCACCACUGUGAAGGCCCCACGUCUCCUGCUGCAGCCCCACAGCAUGCAGCCCCAGGAGAGCCAAGUCCACUAUAGUAGGUGGGAGGACGGCAGCAGGGAUGGAGUCAGCCUAGGGGCUGUGUCCAGCACAGAAGAGGCCUCAUGCUGCCGCAGGAUCUCCCAGAAGCUGUGCACGGGCAAGCUGGGCAUCGCCAUGAAAGUGCUGGGCGGCGUGGCCCUCUUCUGGAUCAUCUUCAUCCUGGGCUACCUCACUGGCUACUAUGUGCACAAGUGCAAAUAAAUGCUGCCCCGCGUGCAUGCUGGGGGCUGGCUGCACAUGUGAGAGCACAGGCCUGGAGAGACAUCCCUGUCCACAUGGACCCCCACAUAGACAUGGACCCCACAUAGAUAUGGACCCCCACAUAGACAUGGACCCCACGGCACACACAGCAAACAGCACAGGCGCUGGCAGCUACGCGCACGAAGACACCAGGUGCACAGCUGUCACAGGCCCCACACGAGGGCGUACCACACACCUGGCACACAGUCCUUCAAAGGACCUACAGACAAACAGCUGGGCACACGUGGCAAGGAGGCCUGGGUCCAGCCUCAGCAGGAGCUGCAGGACACACCCACGCUGGGCCCUGCGGCCUGGAGCCCCCAACCACAGCCUCCCUUCACCCAGGGCUCAGCCCCUUCCCUUGUCAAGGCCAGGAUGAGGGGUUCCUUGGGCAGACAAACUGAGCCCACCUCCCUGGCAGCCCCCCGGGGUGGGAUCCUCCCUGCUGCUUUCCUCCAUGGCAGCACUGUGCAGAGCUGUGUGGCCUGGGCAGGCCCCUGUCCUCUCUGGGCCUUUCUGACUCCUGGUUUUGUAAGGAUGGCUCCAAUAAGGGCUAUGUGUCCUCUGCCCUUGUCUCAGA